Messenger RNA from Populus nigra (black poplar), 1690 nucleotides. Its product is annotated as RING-H2 finger protein ATL7. Gene Ontology annotation, biological process: protein ubiquitination. Gene Ontology annotation, molecular function: transferase activity. The coding region runs from base 483 to 1250 and encodes 255 amino acids. The transcript is spliced from 4 exons. The record is from RefSeq and is a predicted model, not a curated record. NCBI's taxonomy places the organism in Eukaryota, Viridiplantae, Streptophyta, Magnoliopsida, Malpighiales, Salicaceae.
UCUCGUCUUUUUUUAUCACUUAUCCAGAAAACAAAAACAGAUAAAUAAAUUUGCUUUUCCAGUUUUCACAGAUAUCCGAAGACAAACCCAGCUUGUGCGUCUGCUCAUGAUGUUUCACCUACCUUACCUUACCCUGCCCUUCACUCCUUCAUCUCGUGAUCCCUCCUUUAUUAUUUAGAGCACACUUACAUUUCCUCUCCUUGCUGCUUUUAUCUAUUUUAAUUCCCCCAUUUUCUUAUUCUCUCUCAUUUUCUAAACAAUUUAACUCUUUCUUAAUUGUUUAUUCUUGUGCCCUUCAAGAUUUAAAAACAACAUUUCCUUUCUUCCUUGAUUUGCUUAUUUUUGCUCCCUUCUCAAUCCAUCAAAUAUAUUUCUAAGCUUUAUUUCCCAUCUGGGUUCUCUUCACAGCUUGCAUUUUUUGUGUUCUAUGAUUUAUGUGAAUCUUGGGUUGUUUAUAAUUGAACUUAGUGUACUAAUUUGCGAUGUCUCGUUCCAAAUCUGAGCCGCCUAGUUGCUGUUCAACAACAGCCUCUUCUACUUCACGAUCACCGGUAGCUUCAACUGAGCUGAAGUUAUACCAAGCUUUCAUCUUUUCUGUUCCAAUUUUCUUCACUUUCAUCCUCCUCUUCUUGUUUUAUUUGUUCUAUCUUCGUCGUAGAAGGGUUGAUUGGGCAUCUCUUAGAAUGCGAGCUUCUUUGCAAGACCACACUGUUGACAUCUCUAGACAGGUUGAGAUGGGUUUGAAGAAAGAAUUGAGAGAAAUGCUUCCCGUUAUUGUAUACAAGGAAAGCUUCUCCGUCAGAGAUACACAAUGCCCGGUAUGCUUGGGCGACUACCAAGCAGAUGAUAAACUUCAACAAAUACCUGCAUGUGGCCACACAUUUCACAUGGACUGCAUUGACCAUUGGCUUACCAACCACAUUACCUGCCCCCUCUGCCGUCUUUCCCUCCUUGCAUCAGUCAAAGCUCCCAGUGAACCACCUAGAAAUCAAGUAGAAACUGUUCAGGAAUAUUCUGCGGCAGAGAAUGGUGAGGAAGCAUCUGUUCAACCAAGGCCAGAAAGUUGUGAAGAAUCACAUGCGACACCACUCUCUCAGUCAAUGGAUGAAGAAUCCAGGACUCUUCAAAACAGUGCUGGAGAAGAGCAAAGAUCUGAAUGUGCUGAUCAAGGGAGAGAGUUCAGGUUUGCAAGGAACGAAGCCGAAGAGCAUGAGAAUAGUAGAGAUUCUUCUGCUCAAUGUCAUGCAUAAAGUGAGAGAACGAAGCUGAUGGUGCCCUUCACCGAAUCCAUUGGCCAUCCCCCUUCAUGUUGCUCUCCAAGCAAGAAGAGGAGUUGCACAAAAUAGAUGUUGCCAGCCGGCAAGGUCCAUUGUUUCUCAUGUCGACGUGAAAAUCCGAAAGAGGCUUAAAUAUAUGAUCCGGCUACCAAGACUUGCAUCAUUCGAGGAGGGAGUCAUUUUGUCCACAGGAUUGGCAUCAUCAAUGCAGAUGGAUAAUGUGAUACGAAGGCGGGGGAUUGUAUAGCUGACAUCUGUACUUCUGUAUGGUACUGUUUUAGCCUGUAAUUUAUCAAGAAUUGAUGCAUUGUAUUCUUAACAUGGUGGUGGUGUUCAAGGACGUGGGAGAAGAUGUAUUUAAAGUGUUAUUUAUUUGGAAAUAUAUUAAAAUAAUUUUUAAAAUUUUUUAAAAA